AUGGUCCGCCUGGCUGCCCCGCAGCUGCUCCUGGCUGUGACCCUUCCCCUGCUGGGGUCACCAGGUGCCACAGCGUCCCAGCCGGACCAGAGUCAGGCUGGAGGGGAGUCUGGGCAGCCCCUGAACCAAGAGAGUGGAGCAGGGGAAUCAGCCCUGGUCGCCAUCUAUGUCCAGCUGGACGCUCCGGACGAGACCUGGCUCCCCGUGCUCUCUAAGAGCCUGACUCUUGCCACUGCCUUGCCUUCCUCUUCCCCAAGAACCCUCACUGGCCUCAGCCUCACUACAGUGUGCAAUGCCAGUGGCCAGGGGUACAUCUGUACGUGCUGUGCCGGGUACCAGUGGAACAGCAGCUCCUGCUUCCGUCACCGUGCCUGCACCGACUCCCACGGUCAGCUGCCCUAUAGCUGCCUUGUCUUUGAGGAUUCUGAACCAGGCUAUUGCCAGUUGCUGCCACCUGGGGACGGGCCUGGGCAGACGGGGGAGCCACAGCUGGGCACGGAGGGGUGCCUGGUCCUGGCUGUUCCGCGCUGCCCGGCCACUGACACCACGUACACGUGCGAGCUGCAGAGCCAGGGCUUGGCUCCUCUCAGGGUCCCUGUCUCCGUCACCGUCCUCCACGACGGAGAUGUCGCCUGCCCCGAGGACUCCUUGGUGGUUGCCUGGAAUGUCACCAAGGCUGGCCACGAGGCACAGGCCCCAUGUCCUGCGGGCAAGAGGGGCGUGGUGAAGAGGCUGUGUGGGCCCAACGGGCUCUGGGGUGCCGUUGACUACAGCUGCACAGACACGAGGCUCCUGCGCCUGUUUGCCAAGGCCAAGCUGCUGCUGGCAGGCCAGGGCAAGCCUGCUGAGAAGGUGCCAAAGAUCCUGGCCCGGAUGCCACGGCUGGCGGAGGAGAGCAGCUCGCCCUCUGACUUAGUGUCACUGUUGGGCACCGUAAAAGCCUUGGCCAAGGUGGUAGCCGUAGCCAGUGUACAGCUUAACCGCAGUGCCCUGCAGGACCUCCUGACAACCACAGACAAGGUGCUAGACAUGAACAUCAGCUCUCUGUGGACACCGGCCCAGGACAAGGAGCCCUCAGUGAGCUCAGACCUCCUGCUGGCUCUGGAGACCCUGGCGCGCAGCCUGUGCCCACUGGAUCAACCGUUCGCCUUCAACUUGACCAAUGUGCAGUUGGACAGCCAGCUCUACACGCCCUCUCUCUCUCCUGACUACAGGGUCUCCUUGCCCCCCAUGCAAGUUCAGAUCCCCCAGCACUCUCUGGCCCCACAUGUUCCUAAUGGAACCAAUGUCAGAAUCACCAGCUUGUUGCUACAAAAACUGGGCCAACUUCUGCCCCCAAACUAUGGGCAGGAGCUGGGAGAUGCUCUGUACGGCACUUCUGGUCAGGUCCUCUCCAUCUCCAUUAUGGCUGGUAGCCAGGCCAUCAAUCAGGUCAAGGUCAUCAUGAACUUUGGGGACAUAAAUGGUAGCGCCCACUGUGUCUUCUGGGACUACAGACUUUUCCAGGGCAAUGGGGGCUGGUCAGAGGAAGGGUGCCAGGUGGCCAGCACUCAACCCACCCCUCAGUGCAUCUGCCAGCACCUCACUGCCUUCUCCAUCCUUAUGUCCCAACGCUCUGUCCCACAGGCACCAGCCCUGGACCUGCUGAGUCAGGUGGGCUUAGGGGCCUCCAUAGUGGCACUGCUCGUGUGCCUGGCCGUGUACAGGCUGGUGUGGAGAGUCGUGGUGCGGAACAAAGUCGCCUACUUCCGCCACGCUAGCCUGGUCAACAUGGCACUGUGCUUGCUGGCUGCAGACACCUGCUUCCUGGGAUCCCUGCUGUUUCGUCCUGAAACCCACAGCCCGCUCUGCCUGGCCACGGCCUUCCUCUCUCACUUCCUCUAUCUGGCUACCUUUUUCUGGAUGCUGGCGCAGGCCCUGGUGCUGGCUCAUCAACUGCUUUUUGUCUUCCAUCAGCUGUCCAAGCACCGAGUGCUCCCCAUCAUGGUGAUCCUUGGCUACUUGUGCCCACUGGGGUUUGCAGGGCUCACCCUGGGCCUCUAUCUACCUCGAGGGCAAUACCUGAAGGAGGGAGAAUGCUGGUUGGAUGGGCAGGGAGGGGCGCUCUACACCUUCGUGGGGCCAGUGCUGGUCGUCGUGGGCGUGAACGGACUGGUCCUGGCCAUGGCUGUGCUGAAGCUGCUGAGACCAUCGCUGUCAGAGGGGCCCCCGGCGGAGAAGCGCCAGGCUCUUCUGGGGGUGGCCAAAGCCCUGCUCAUCCUCACACCCAUCUUUGGCCUCACCUGGGGGCUGGGCCUGGCCACUCUGCUAGAGGAAGUCUCCAUAGUCCCUCAUUACAUCUUCACCAUUCUCAAUGCCUUCCAGGGUGUCUUCAUCUUACUGUUUGGCUGCCUCAUGGACAAAAAGGUACGAGAGGCCUUAUGGAAACGCUUCUGUGGCACCCAAGCCCCCAGCUCCGCCAUCUCCCUGGCCACAAAUGAAACCCAGGUCUUGGACCACAGCAGAGGAGGAAGUGAAGACAGCAGGUGA
Messenger RNA from Lepus europaeus (European hare), 2529 nucleotides. RefSeq names its product adhesion G protein-coupled receptor F3 (gene ADGRF3). The record is from RefSeq and is a predicted model, not a curated record. Lineage: Eukaryota; Metazoa; Chordata; Mammalia; Lagomorpha; Leporidae. The transcript has 11 exons. Bases 1 to 2529 code for a protein of 842 amino acids. Gene Ontology annotation, biological process: G protein-coupled receptor signaling pathway; cell surface receptor signaling pathway. Gene Ontology annotation, cellular component: membrane. Gene Ontology annotation, molecular function: G protein-coupled receptor activity.